Molecule: messenger RNA, 858 nt
Organism: Racocetra fulgida
Lineage: Eukaryota; Fungi; Glomeromycota; Glomeromycetes; Diversisporales; Gigasporaceae
Source: the annotation of a GenBank genome assembly
AUGACUAAAUAUACACUUGAACGUCUUCAAAAACAUCUUUAUGUUUUCCGAGUAAUUGAAGAUGGAAUGGCCAUUAUCUGUAUUUGUGGAAAGCGAAUUGUUCUUAAGUCAAAAUAUAAUGAAACAUACAUUGAUUUUCAUGUUAAUGGAUCAGGAUGCAAUCGGUCUAGUGGAACACGUGCAAUAACAAAGUUUUUUAGUCUAGCAGAAAAAACAGUAAUUCCAGAACAAAAAUGUGCACUUUGUAAGGGAUUACAUGAAGAUAUUCAUAUUAAUUACAUUGAACGAGCGCAAUUUGUUUCAUUAUAUGGUGGUGUACUACGUAAAGAUACUAUUGCACGAUCUAUGUUUCCAAAACUGUUUUUAGAAAAUGUGCCAGUUCAAUAUGCAUUGCUUAAUAAAGAUCAACAUGAACAAUUAAAUAAAGCUGUAAGAGCGCAAGCAAAAUGGAAAAUUGAAGGAAGAGCAGUAUAUGCACAGAAUUGUGAAAUCUAUACUUCAAAUAACUCAGAAGUUUGUAAUCAAUAUGUUUUUAUUAAUUCAGAUCAAGUUUUUCAUAUAAAUUAUUUAAUUAACUAUAAAAUUAAAGCCGUUAUUCAUCAAGCAUUUAAACAUGCAAAAAUUUUAACUGAAAAUGUUUUAAAUAUGACAACUAUUUCUUUUCAAUUAUAUAAUCCACUAAUUUUUGAUAAUGAAAAUAAUAGCGAAGAAAUAUUAGAUAGUAUUAAUUCUAAUUAUGAAAAUUUAGAUGAUAUUAAUAAUAUUGAAAAUCUUUUUAUUUCAACAGCUGCAACUGAGAUUUAUAAAGAUAAUUGGAAUUUACCUGAUGAAUCAUAUUCUGAUUUUGAAGAAGGAUGA